CCAGCUGCCUUCACCGCUGUCGCCGCCUUCCGUCUAAUGUGCUACAAGGAUGAGCCCAGCGUUCGGAGCCAUGGAAGUGGAGCACUAUUCCAAGGGAGUCCUGCUGGAGCCUUUUGUCCACCAGGUUGGAGGACACUCCUGUGUCCUCCGGUUUAAUGACAAGACAAUCUGUAAACCCCUAAUUCAGAGGGAACACCAGUUCUAUGAGACUCUCCCUACAGAAAUGCGUAAAUUCACUCCACAGUAUGAGGGUGUGGUGUCGGUGAGCUUUGAAGAGGAUGAAGAUGGAAACUUAUGUCUAAUAGCAUAUCCACUAAAUGGGGACCACGAUAACUUAGAAAACUUAGAUAACUCUGACUGUGAACCCAAAAGUAAGCUGUUGAGAUGGACUAACAAAAAAACAAUGUUGUUAGAAAAUGAGAAGAUAUCUAAGGAAUGGGUCCGGCAGCACAGGAAAGAGGAGAAAAUGAAAAGUCACAAAUUGGAGGAAGAAUUUGAGUGGCUGAAGAAAUCUGAAGUCUUGUAUUAUACUGUAGAGAAAAAAGGAAAUGUCAGUUCUCAGUUUAAACACCAUAAUCCUUGGAGCAUGAAAUGUCACCAGCAACAAUUACAGCGGAUGAAGGAAAACGCAAAACACCGAAACCAAUACAAAUUCAUUUUGCUGGAAAACCUGACAUCCCGAUACGAAGUGCCGUGUGUGUUGGACCUUAAGAUGGGGACGCGGCAGCACGGGGACGACGCGUCGGAAGAGAAGAAGGCAAAUCAGAUCCGCAAGUGCCAGCAGAGCACGUCGGCUGUGAUCGGGGUGCGAGUUUGUGGCAUGCAGGUCUACCAGGCAGGCACUGGCCAGCUGAUGUUCAUGAAUAAAUACCACGGAAGAAAACUCUCAGUCCAAGGAUUUAAAGAAGCACUUUACCAGUUCUUUCAUAACGGCAAAUACCUGCGCAGGGAACUCUUUGAGUCUGUUAUUAAAAAACUGACUGAACUCAAGUCUGUCCUAGAGAAACAGGAGUCUUAUCGCUUCUAUUCGAGCUCCUUGCUGAUCAUUUAUGAUGGAAAGGAGAGGCAGGAAGUUGCUGUUGACUCGGACCCAGAGGAUCUAGAGGACCUUUCAGAGGAAUCUUCAGAUGAGUCUGCGGGAGCCUAUGCCUACAAACCAACUGCCAGUACUGUCGAUGUCCGUAUGAUAGACUUUGCCCACACAACCUGCAAGUACUAUGGAGAAGAUAGUGUGGUGCAUGAGGGCCAAGACACGGGCUAUGUUUUUGGACUUCAGAAUUUAAUAGAUAUUAUUAAAGAAAUAAGAGACGAAAGCAGUGAAUAAACAGUGUGAAUGCACAUCAGUAGAAAGCA
Messenger RNA from Empidonax traillii (willow flycatcher), 1353 nucleotides. RefSeq names its product inositol hexakisphosphate kinase 2 (gene IP6K2). Gene Ontology annotation, biological process: inositol phosphate biosynthetic process; phosphatidylinositol phosphate biosynthetic process. The record is from RefSeq and is a predicted model, not a curated record. Gene Ontology annotation, molecular function: inositol hexakisphosphate kinase activity. Gene Ontology annotation, cellular component: cytoplasm; nucleus. The coding region runs from base 50 to 1324 and encodes 424 amino acids. NCBI's taxonomy places the organism in Eukaryota, Metazoa, Chordata, Aves, Passeriformes, Tyrannidae. The transcript has 5 exons.